Porites evermanni is the source of this 473-nucleotide messenger RNA. The record is from the annotation of a GenBank genome assembly. Lineage: Eukaryota; Metazoa; Cnidaria; Anthozoa; Scleractinia; Poritidae.
AUGAAAACAUUUGGCAAGGUGUUUCGUACAACUUCUAACUGGAAGCAACAGAUGUACCAGUUCCUGCGAAACUAUCGAGCAACUCCUCAUUGUACUACUGGUGUCGAUCCUGCCACUACCCUCUUUAGAAGACCAAUCAGGAUCAAGCUGCCCUGCCCUUUGCUGUUCCAUGUGAGUCAAACUUGAAACCUGCACUAAUGCGUGAGCAUGAUGCCCGCCAGAAACUCAAGAUGAAGACCCUCGCUGAGAGCAGGAGACCUAUUAAGGAUUCUGACAUACACGUUGGAGAUACUGUGUUGGUAAAACAACCAAAUACGGGGAAGUUCUCCUCACCAUACCAUCCGGUACGACCAAAAGUCAUAAAAAAGAACCACAGUAUGCCGACGGCUGAAGGAGGCGACCGAAGUGUGACUUGCAAUUCUUCCCAUUUUAAGAAGCUUCACAAAGACCAUGCAGAUCCAGUAUCAGUUGAC